AAAAAAAAAAUAAAAUAAUAAAAUAAAAUUUCCACCGUCAUUCCUGAACUGACAAAUCCAGAAUUAAUACUCCAUUUAAAUCUCCUUUAUUUUUUCUUCCAAUUUCCUCAUUUCUUCAUUCCACUAUAUUUGAUAAAUUUAGAUCACACUCAUAGUAGAUACUACACUCAACUCUCUCAUCACUUACUCAAUUCCACGCAAAAUUCCCCAAAUUCCAAAACCCUAUUUUCCCAUUCCCCCAAAACAAUGCUAAUUUAACCAUCAGAUCUAUAAUAUGGGACAUUUGAAUCUACAAUCAUCAAAAAAGCAAGGAAAACAAUGGAAACUUUUAGAUUUAGUAACCGCCUUCUUCUUUGGAAUCGUAAUCCUCUUUUUUCUUCUUGUUUUCACCCCUUUAGGUGACUCGCUUGCUGCUUCGGGUCGUCAAACAUUGCUCCGAACUUCCGCUUCGGAUCCGAGACAACGUAAGAAGUUUAUUGUUGCUUUAGAGGAAAAAAGUAGUAUCGGUGGCGGGCAAUUGAUCGAUUUCUGCCCGGCGGAGUUUGUUGAUUAUAUGCCGUGUGAAGAUCCGAAGAGGAAUAGUAUGUUGAGUAGGGAGAUGAACUUUUAUCGUGAAAGACAUUGCCCGAAACCUGAAGAUUCUCCUCUUUGUUUGAUUCCUCCUCCUAAGGGUUAUAAAGUUCCUGUUCAGUGGCCUCAGAGCUUGCAUAAGAUUUGGCACUCAAAUAUGCCAUACAAUAAGAUUGCUGAUAGGAAAGGCCAUCAAGGAUGGAUGAAAAGAGAAGGCGAAUACUUUAUUUUCCCUGGUGGGGGGACAAUGUUUCCUGAUGGAGCUGUACAAUAUAUAGAAAAGCUUGGGCAGUAUAUUCCCAUUACCGAUGGAGUCUUGAGGACUGCUCUUGACAUGGGCUGCGGGGUUGCUAGUUUUGGGGGUUACCUUCUGAAACAAAAUAUUAUGACCCUCUCAUUUGCUCCAAGAGAUUCUCAUAAAGCUCAAAUUCAAUUCGCCUUGGAAAGAGGGGUCCCAGCAUUUGUUGCCAUGCUCGGGACCCGUAGACUCCCAUUUUCUGCCUUCUCAUUUGACUUGGUGCACUGUUCAAGAUGUUUAAUCCCGUUUACUGCCUAUAACGCAUCGUAUUUUAUUGAAGUGGAUCGCUUACUGCGCCCAGGGGGUUAUGCUGUGAUAUCUGGCCCUCCUGUGCAGUGGGCCAACCAAGACAAAGAGUGGGCUGACCUUCAGGCUGUUGCGAGGUCAUUGUGUUAUGAGCUAAUUGCUGUUGAUGGGAACACAGUCAUCUGGAAGAAACCUACGGGAGAUGCAUGCUUCCCCAAUCAGAAUGAAUUUGAGAUAACUAUAUGUGAUGAGUCUGAUGAUCCAAGUUCUGCAUGGUACUUCAAAUUGAAGACAUGUGUGAGCAGAACUUCGUCCGUGAAAGGUGAUAUUAGUGUUGGGGCAAUACCCAAAUGGCCAAAGAGGCUGACAAAAGCUCCUACACGAGCUACUCAAAUUAAAAACGGGUUAGAUGUAUUUGAAGCUGAUGCUAGAAGGUGGGCAAGGAGAGUUUCUUAUUACAAGACUUCCUUGAACUUGAAGCUUGGGACAUCCACUGUACGCAAUGUGAUGGAUAUGAAUGCAUUUUUUGGAGGUUUUGCUGCUGCUCUUGUAUCUGACCCGGUGUGGGUAAUGAAUGUAGUGCCUCCAUACAAACCUUCAACAUUAGACGUGAUUUUUGACAGAGGCCUGAUAGGUGUCUAUCAUGAUUGGUGUGAGCCUUUUUCAACGUAUCCUCGUACAUAUGAUUUUCUCCAUGUAUCUGGCAUAGAGUCUUUAACAAAAGAUUCGGCUUCAGGCAAGCAGAGAUGUCAUUUCGUAGAUGUGAUGGUAGAGAUGGAUCGGAUACUACGGCCAGAGGGAACGGUGGUGGUGAGAGAUUCACCAGAAGUAAUCGACAAAGUAAAUCGUGUUGCUCAUGCUAUAAGAUGGACUACCUCCAUCCAUGAAAAGGAGCCUGAAUCGAAUGGCAGAGAGAAAAUUCUUGUGGCAACCAAAACGUCUUGGAAGGCCGUACUUUGAUAUGAUUGUAGCAAUUAGAAAACUAGUACACGUAAUGUAAUUGUAACAAUUUUUUGGGGAUAUUAUGCUUCGUUAUAUAUUUAUUUAUGAUCUAUAUAUCGAAUGCCAUACUUGAAAUUCAUAUGCUUAAAGUCGAAGGUACACAACUAGUCCUUGUGGCUGUAAAUCUAUAAGUAAGCCUGUGGUGGUAUGUCGAGGUCCUGGAACAUGUUAAUGAGGUGUUCCUUGGAUAGGCUAAGAAAGCUUAUGAUGUUAUCAAUUACAUGGAAAUCCUUUGACAUGGAUUUCUUGUGACUUAUUUUUUGGAUUCUUGCAGUCUGCUUGAACCGGUUUUAUUAUUUUUUGCAUG
Amaranthus tricolor (Joseph's coat) is the source of this 2423-nucleotide messenger RNA. RefSeq names its product probable pectin methyltransferase QUA3. The transcript is spliced from 7 exons. The record is from RefSeq and is a predicted model, not a curated record. Lineage: Eukaryota; Viridiplantae; Streptophyta; Magnoliopsida; Caryophyllales; Amaranthaceae. The coding region runs from base 275 to 2074 and encodes 599 amino acids. Gene Ontology annotation, cellular component: endosome; trans-Golgi network; cytoplasm. Gene Ontology annotation, molecular function: methyltransferase activity.